AUGAAAAAAAUAAAUCAAUAGAUGCAAAAAAUAGCAGGACGCAAUAGCUUUUAAGAAUCUCCAUUACAAUUGGAAAAGAAAACCUUAAAAAAUUCCACCAAACCAAUUAAAACAGAAAGACCUUAACAAAAAGGCAAAACCAAAUUAUACGAUUAUUUUAAGAAAGAAAGGAAUUCAUUAGCCUAGGUGGUCAAUAACAUUAGAGCUAAAUUGAAGGGGAGCAAAAGUAUUGAUAAUGUGUUCCUUUUAACAUAAAAAAGCGAGAGAGCAAAAACAUCGUAACAAAAUCAAAUUGAACAAAGAGUCUAAACAGAUGAAGGGAAUAGUUCUAAAAGAAUAAAUUUGAAAACAAAAAAUUUAUCUUUAGCUACUGUCUCAGUUGAAAAAAAGGAAUAUGCAAAGUAACCUUCAACUACUAAAUAAUCUUAUAAUUAAUCACCUUCUAGUUAAUCAAAACCAAUUUUAAAUAAGUCUAAAUCCAAAGAUCAAUACUUAUUUGAGAUGUUAAAAAAUGCUCAAAAGAUAUCAAAUCAAUAUUAACAAUACUUUAAUUUGAAGUAAAAUAAGUAAUCUAUAUAAUCAGACACUUCAACAAAUCAUAGAUAAUCACUCGAAGAUAUGUUAUUAAGUUAAAAAUCCACAAAAGGAUCUCCUCAACCAUACAGUUCAAAAUUAUCAAAAAAAACAGAUGCCGACUCAAAAUCGCUUAAUUCAGGGUAUUCUAAAACUGAAUAAACCCCUGUAAUUAAAUAACAAUAGAAAACUAAAAUUGAAGAGUCACUCUAAUAUGAUCCUAAAAAGAAACUUCAAGUGGUUCUAUUUUAUAAAUAAACAAAAUAUUACUAUUUGUAUGAUUAUGAAAAUUAAAAAACUGAUAACUUGUAUAACUUUCUCAUUUAAUAAAUUGCAACUAUAGAAUUGGCCUCAGCAAAAGUAGAAGGAGGAGGAGGCACUGGUUCGACUGAAGAUUAACACAUUUAAGAAGGUAUAUCAAAGAUUAAUGUAGAAUUGAAUAAGAUUUGCCAAUUCAUUACAGUUUCUAAAAACAUCCCUUAUGAUUAUUACAUUUCAUUGCCUGAAAUGCCUCUAAAUGUGUUUUAAGGCAUAACCCUCUAGUUAUAGCCCUAGUAUGCUUAGUUCUAAGAAACAAAGAGAGUUGGAUUGAAGGAUUUUAAUUUGAUAAAAUGCAUAGGAGUAGGAGGAUUUUCAAGGGUGUAUUUAGUGAAAAAAAAAGACAAUGGACAAUUUUAUGCCUUAAAAUUAAUAGAUAAAAAGUUCAUUUUUGAUAAUGCAAAGGAGGUAAUAGUUUAAAAUGAGAGAGACAUAAUGGUAAGGAUGGAAAAUUAGUAUAUCACAAAAUUGCAUUAUGCCUUUGAGACAAAAUUUUAUAUUGCUUUUGUAUUAGAAUAUUGUGCAGGAGGAGAGUUAUUUUAUCACUUGAGAAAACUAAAGAGACUAAAUGAACAAGAAGCAAAAUAUUACUUUGUUGAAAUAUGUAUAGGAAUGGCAUAUUUACAUUCAUAAAAUAUUGUUUACAGAGACAUUAAGCCUGAAAAUAUCUUAUUGGAUUUGCAAGGUCAUAUGAUGCUUAGUGAUUUUGGAUUAUCUAAACCAAAUAUGGAGGAUGGAGAACUAGCUUAUUCAUUUUGUGGUUCACCUGAGUAUAUGGCUCCUGAGAUGUUGAUGAAAUCUGGACACAGCUAUUUAGUAGAUUGUUAUUGCCUUGGUGCUUUACUUUAUGAACUAGUUUCUGGAUUACCUCCUUUUUAUUCUAACAAUACUUAAGAAAUAUAUAAUGCGAUUUUGACAGAGAAUGUCUAAUUUCCAGAUUAUGUCUAAAUUUCUGAUUAAUUAAAAGAUCUAAUUAUUAGACUGCUUUAAAAAGAUCCAAAUCAGAGAUUAGGAUAAAAUGGGGGGAUUGUUGAAAUUCUAACUCAUGUUUGGUUUCAUGAUGUCGACUUCGAAGCAAUAGUAAACUAAAAACUUCCAACUCCUUAUAAGCCUGAGCCUUUAAAAUAUAAUUUUGAUGAAGAAGAAUUCAAUAAAGGAGAUGCUGAAUUCAGAAAACAAUAUGCAUUUAAUCUUCAAUAUGAAUUUUAAAACAUUGAUAAUGCAAAUUAUAAACUGCAAGAUUUUUAUUAUGAAAGACCAUAAUUAGAAUUUAAAAAUAGAACCAAUUUAGUAAAUACAAGCAAAUUAGUUUCAGAAUUAAUUUAAAAAGAAUCAUUAUCACCAAAUAAAUAAAUGUUAUCAAAAGUCAAGCAUUCGCCUUAAGAAAGUAAAAAAGUUUUAAGACCUAAUAUUAAGAGUGAAGCUCUUGACUAUUUCAAAAAGCAUAAUCUUUUGACGAAAUCUUCGUAGAUUCUUCAUUAGUCCUUAAAGUUGGGUCAUGCUUAUUCCAAAACCUUAUAAUAGCCUUCAAUGUCAAUUCAAGAUUUAAAAAAAUUAAAAUAAUUGUUUGAUCAAUCUAAAUAAUUGUUAAGUUCUGAUAGAUUAACUACAGUUCCUGAUUAGAAUAAUAAAAAUGGAGUAGAAAGAGUCAAAACUGAACAAAUUGGUAAUUUGCCAUCUCCUAAAACCACAACCAAUAGUGCUGCAAAUAAAUUAGCUAAGUUUUCUAAAUUAUUUGGAUCGGAAAAAAGAAAAAAAUGA
This is a messenger RNA of Paramecium tetraurelia, 2652 nucleotides long. RefSeq lists its product as uncharacterized. Gene Ontology annotation, molecular function: protein serine/threonine kinase activity; ATP binding. Gene Ontology annotation, biological process: protein phosphorylation. The record is from RefSeq and is a predicted model, not a curated record. The transcript is spliced from 8 exons. Lineage: Eukaryota; Ciliophora; Oligohymenophorea; Peniculida; Parameciidae.